Molecule: messenger RNA, 5591 nt
Organism: Pygocentrus nattereri (red-bellied piranha)
Lineage: Eukaryota; Metazoa; Chordata; Actinopteri; Characiformes; Serrasalmidae
Gene: ercc6
Product: excision repair cross-complementation group 6
Exons: 20
Coding region: 167-4360 (1397 amino acids)
Biological process (GO): transcription-coupled nucleotide-excision repair
Cellular component (GO): nucleus
Molecular function (GO): ATP binding; ATP-dependent chromatin remodeler activity
Source: RefSeq, a predicted model, not a curated record
UGCCUGAAUAUAAUCUUUUCUGGAAAACGUAAAAAUAAUUCGGAGAAUAUUUGGGUAAAUAAGGUCUGACUUAGCUGAUUAGCUAGCUAGGUUAACAAUAACAAGUUGGCCAAGAUCUUCACACAGUAACGUUAUGGGGGUUCAGCUGAGCUCGUAAUAACUUUGCAUGAAAAUGCCAAUCGACAAUAGUGAUAACCAAGACCCUCCAGUUCUAUCCAGUACUGUCAGUGCUCUAACACCAGGAGGCCAAGAGGACAAUGGGAUCAACAGGGGGACCACUGGGCUGUCCAUCCCAGAGAGAGGCCGUGAAGAGCCGACAGCAGCCUGUCCUGAGACUGUUGGGUCAGAGAACUCUAGGAAAUCCCAGCUUCUACUCCAGAUCAACCGUCAGGAGAUCCAGGCAGUUGAUCAGAGUGCUCAGGCUGCUGAGCUCCAGGGCUUAGGAGUGGAUGUCUAUGACCAGGAUGUGCUGGAACAAGGGGUCCUGCAGCAGGUGGACAGAGCCAUCAACGAGGCCAACCAGGCUGCAGCUAAGGCUGAGGCAGGGAAGGAAUAUGAGGCUGUGCUGGAUGAUGUCAGGUCAUGCACAACUGCUCUUAGGCAAAUAAACAAAAUAAUAGAGCAGCUUACUCCUUAUGCUACCUCCAGCAAGGACAUCAGCCGGAAAAUCGAGUCUGUCAAACGGCAAAAGGAAAACAAAGAGAAGCAGUUAAAAAAGAUCAGAGCCAAGCAGAGACGUUUACAAGCCAUUCUUGGGGGGGAGGAUAUCCAGAACUUUGAGGCGGAGUUAUUGACUGAGGAUGAUGAAGAGCCAGGACCAUCGACAAUGGGCAGUAUGCUCAUGCCAGCUCAGGAAACAGAGUGGGAAGAGCUCAUCCGCACAGGUCACAUGACGCCUUUUGGUACCCGGAUCCCUCAGAAGGAAGAGAAGAAGGCACCACGUAAGGUGAUGCUCAGCGAAAACUCUGGCUUCGACAAGUAUCUUGCUGAUCAAGCCGAGAUGGCGGAGAGGAGGAAGAAACCCUCUCUGAAGAAGAAGGCCACCAAGACUCAAUCAGCAGAGACUAAGAAGAAGAAUGGAGCCCUCUCCAAGCAAGAGAAGAAAAUGCAGAAGCGCAUGCGGAAGCUUCAGAGGACUGCCUUAAAGGCUCACCCCAAAGCCAGGCCUAAGGUGGAGAACGAGUUUCCCCAGGCCAAGAAGAAGAGACACAGGGAAGGGGAUUCAGACAGUGAGGGGUCUGAGUAUGUGCCUAGUGAUGAGCUGAUGGACCCUGAUGAACCAGAGCCAGAUGAUGAGUUCUGGGUUGAUGAAAAUGAGGAGUAUGAACUUAAGCCAUAUAGGAAGAAGAGUGAGGCCAAACUCAGAAAGCCAAGGAAAGGAGAUGAGAGUGACGAAUACCUCCCCAGCAGCUCAGAUGAGGAUGAGGACUCUGGGAGAAAAGGCAAGGUGAAGAAAUACAAAGACGAUGGCGAUAUUGAAUACUACAGGCAAAGGAUUAGGAAGUGGAAGAGGCACCGACUCCAGAAGAAAGAGCGGAAGAGACAAGCAGGAGAGGACGAGUCUGAAGAGAGCGACGCUGAGUUUGAUGAAGGUUUUAAGAUGCCAGGCUUUCUCUGGAAGAAACUCUUCAAGUAUCAGCAGACAGGUGUCAGGUGGAUGUGGGAACUGCACUGCCAGCAGGCAGGAGGCAUUCUGGGAGAUGAGAUGGGCCUUGGCAAGACCAUCCAGGUAAUUGCCUUCCUGGCAGGCCUGAGCUACAGCAAGCUGAGGACACGCGGCUCCAAUUACAGGUAUGCAGGGUUAGGACCUACUGUCAUUGUCUGCCCAGCCACAGUUAUGCAUCAGUGGGUGAAAGAGUUCCAUACCUGGUGGCCUCCUUUCCGUGUGGCAGUUCUCCAUGAAACAGGCUCCUUUAGUAACAAGAGGGAAAAGCUCAUCCCAGAGAUAGCCGCCAGCCACGGCAUCCUCAUCACUUCGUACUCAUACGUGCGCAUCAUGCAGGAUUAUAUCCAGAGAUAUGACUGGCAUUAUGUCAUACUGGAUGAAGGCCACAAGAUCAGGAACCCCAAUGCUGGAGUCACAGUUGCAUGCAAGCAGUUCCGGACCCCUCAUCGUUUCAUCCUCUCUGGCUCACCCAUGCAAAAUAACCUGAAAGAGCUGUGGUCCCUCUUUGACUUUGUGUUUCCAGGGAAACUGGGCACUCUCCCUGUCUUCAUGGAACAGUUCUCAGUGCCUAUCACCAUGGGAGGAUAUUCCAAUGCCUCUCCAGUGCAGGUGCAAACAGCUUAUAAGUGUGCCUGUGUCCUGCGUGACAGCAUCAACCCAUACCUGCUGAGGAGGAUGAAAGCUGACGUAAAGGCUAAUCUCUCGUUACCAGACAAAAACGAGCAGGUGCUUUUUUGCAGAUUAACUGAAGAACAACGGAAGGUCUAUCAGGACUUUUUGGAUUCCAAGGAAGUCUAUCAGAUUCUGAAUGGAGAUAUGCAGGUUUUCUCUGGCCUGAUAGCCCUAAGGAAGAUUUGUAACCACCCUGACCUGUUCACUGGCGGGCCGCGGCUGCUAAGGGGCAUACCUGAAGAGGAACUGACUGAGGAAGAGCACUUUGGAUACUGGAAACGCUCGGGCAAGCUAAUAGUGGUGGAGUCUCUGCUCAGGCUGUGGUUUAAACAAGGACACAGAGUUCUGCUUUUCACACAGUCCAGACAGAUGCUGGAGAUCCUAGAGGUGUUUGUGAGAGGAAAUGGAUACUCCUACUUCAAAAUGGACGGCACCACCACCAUCGCGUCCAGACAGCCGCUCAUAGCUCAGUACAAUGAGAACAAGGAUAUAUUCAUUUUCCUUCUGACAACCAAAGUCGGUGGAUUAGGUGUCAACCUGACAGGCGCAAACAGAGUCAUCAUCUAUGAUCCAGACUGGAAUCCCAGCACGGACACACAGGCCCGUGAACGUGCCUGGAGGAUAGGACAGACGCAACAAGUGACUGUUUACAGACUACUGACCGCUGGGACUAUAGAAGAGAAGAUUUACCACAGACAGAUCUUCAAGCAGUUUCUCACCAAUCGAGUGCUGAAGGAUCCAAAACAACGGCGGUUUUUCAAGUCCAAUGAUAUUUAUGAGCUUUUUACGCUAAGCAGUCCUGACAGCUCUCAGGGAACUGAGACCAGUGCAAUAUUCGCAGGUACUGGUUCAGAUGUACACAUUCCAAAGAAACAAAAAAUACCUCAUUCUUCUCAGUCAAACCAUCUUCAUAGACAGAUGCCAUCCAAGCCAGAGCAGGCCCAGACAUCCUCAGUGUGUGUAAAAGACCAAAAUACUUCACCUGAGCCAUCAAACAGCGACUCUUUAAAUGUGAAACCAGCAGCAGGCGCCGCUGAGGCCUUAUUAACAACCAGUCCUCAAAAGGAACUUUUUGGUGUAAGCACUCCUCAGAAACGCAGGGAAAAGAAAAAGCACUGUGACAAAACAGACUUGACAAGUUUGCCCUCAGAUAAGCAUAAAGACAAGCAUAAAAAGCGCAAGCACUCUGAGGGCGCCCGGUUCGAGGGGCAUCGUAUUUCUCAUCUGGUGAAGAAGAGGAGAUACAAGAAGGAGGACCAUGAGGUGGAGGAAGAAGAGAAAAAGGAUGAACGCAAGAGUGAUGAUUAUGUUCUUGCCAAACUGUUCAAAAAAUCAGGAAUCCACAGUGUCAUGAAACAUGACACAAUUAUGGAGGCAUCGAACCCAGACUAUGUCCUGGUGGAGGCCGAGGCCAACAGGGUAGCUAAAGAUGCCCUGAGAGCACUGAAAGUGUCUAGGCAACACUGCAGAUUGGCCUUCUCCCGGGGAUCCACACCAGCCACGCCAGCACCUGUCAGAAAAAGAUUUGGACAGAAGAAAAAUCCUCUUCUCGCCCAGCCAUCUGGCACAACACAAGAAACAUCUGAGAAAUGCAAGGAUGCAGCCAUUAUAAAGAAGUCAGGCAUCAAGAAACAAGGAUUGACUGCCCACUUCAGUGGAGAGGGAGUGGAGGAAGAGUCCAUUUCUGCCUCUCUCUCCUCAUCCUCACUGCUGGCUAGAAUGAAGGCCAGAAAUCAUCUUAGCUUACCUCAGGCACAAGAAGAGGAUGAGGAUGAGCAAGCAAGUCAGCCAACUGCCCCUCCUACUGAACACGAUGAGUUACUGGUGGACCUGAGAAAUUUUGUGGCCUUCCAGGCCCAGGUGGAUGGUCAGGCCAGCACUAAAGAGAUCCUGGAGUAUUUCACCCCAAGACUGACCUCUGCACAGACACCAGUGUUCAGAGAACUACUCAGGAACAUCUGUGAGUUUCAUAGGCUUCCUGGACAAGAGGGGAUGUGGAAACUUAAAGCUGACUACAGAUGAAGGGAAUGGGAUGCAUGUACUGUAAUGCAGAGAAUUUAUAAACUGAGAUUGAUUACCGUUCUUGGUAUGCAGUUGGUUGAAUGCAGUUAUUUUUAAUGGAAAGGUUAACAUGUAGUAUGUGUAUAGAUGUAGUGUACAGAUAAAAAGGUGCAGAUAAAUUGUGGUAUUGUUCAGUCGACAUCACUCCUUUAUACGGAAUUGCAAGAUUCCAACUUGAUUACCAACCCUGUAUUUAAAGGUACAUUGUUGAUUUAUUUUUGGUUCUGUUCUUUUGCACAUUGAUUUGUUUUGUGUUAAAUCUGGAAUUUACUUGAUCUCUGUAUGCUCCAUAUGCUCUGUAUAACUGUAAAGAAAUGUCAUUCAGGGAGUCAAUACUAACCUACAACUGUGAUUGUAACUUUUUUUUCUUAGACUUUGAAUAAGUAAUUCAAAUCUGUAUUACCUUUUUGUGUGGUAAGGCAUAUUUAUGUUUUGUAAAGAUGUGUACAAGUAAUACCAUCAUUGCUGUUUACUGACUAAGUAGUUUGUAAACAUUCCAUGGAUUGGUUCCAACAAUAUUCAAGUAUCUACCUGAAAUCUACCACCUGUUUAUGUAAAAGGGUUGACUGGGCUUGGGUUUACAAGCCAAUAGGAAGUCCAUAUACCAGCCAGGUCUUACCUAAUGUAUGCUGAUUGGCUGUUGGAUAUUUUGUAGAACAUGGAAAAUGUAAUGCUAUCUUCUUAAUAUUGUAAGAUUAUCUUGUCUUCUGUUCUUCUAAAUGCAUACACUAAAUUUUUUUGUAUAAUUUCCUUAUCUGUCAGAUAAAAACCUCUCAUCUACAAAAUGCUAUUUUUACAACAGAAAGAGAAACAUUCGUAAAGUUUAACGCAAGUUAAUACGAAUAGAUUUCUGAUUCAAUUUUGAAGCGUUUCUGUUGGUUGAUUUAUCUUGUAAUGUUCACUCAGUGUAAAGGACAGCCAACUUUUUCAUAGUAAGAACGUGAGAAAGGACAAAAAUUGAGACUAACAGCAACAGAACACUUUUUCUUCAUGUGAACAUUACUCAGUUAUGGUUCUUAAAGACUGAGAUGUUGAUUUCACCAUGAUACCAGAUAUGACUGGCCAUAGAAUGUGUGUGACUUGCUGUUUGUCUGUUAUGAGUGACUGUCUCAUGCGGGUUAUGUCAUACUCCAUACCAUUCUCAAGUUUUAUGAAAUCCUUGUGAAAAAUUAAAUUAAUGCUGUGUAAUCUC